GAGAAGGAAAUAAGGGAGAGAUAGAAAGGUGAUUGCAGGGUGGGGUGAGGCUGUUAAUGACUGCCACGAGGAAAGGGUCACUAUUGAUGUUGUGUUAGCAGCGUGUACAGUAUAAUGACCUUGACCUUUUAGUGUAUAUUUCUGCCACUCUGAGUUUAUGAUUGCUCUGACAUUUGUGGCUCCGUGAUCUUUUCCGGACGACUUUUUUUUUUUAAUUUGACCUCUGACUGAGUUCCUGUGAAUGACCAUUUCUGACUGUGUGAUCUUUCUGACUGAGUUUUUCUGAUUAUUCGAGCUUCUGUGACUGUGAUCAUCUGUGACCAUUUGGCCUCUUUAACACAGCUUGACCAGAGAAUCGUAUCGUCCUCAGGUAUUCACAGGAGGCGAGCAUUAACUCUAGCCCACAGUUCAUGCCCUUCGUUCGCCCCCUCGCCCUCAACUUCGAGAACGCGUCAGAUCGAGGCUCAGACACCAAAUCAGACCGCACCAUGUUAGGUCAAGGCUUCGAUCUCAGACCACACCAGCCCAUGUUAGGUCAAGGCUCCGCUGAAGAUAGUUCAUCCCAGUUUAUAUCAUGUCGGGGUUCUGAUGCCAGCCAGAGCUUAGAGGAGGCAGUGGGGACCCUCAACUACCCUCCUGACGAGACCAGCGCCACUCAAUACUCGAUCAACUUUUCCAACUCCCCGUUCUCAGCCACAAUUUCUUCGCCGCUUCCUUGGACACCUUGGUCUGGCGGGAGGAAUACCUCGUCCCGGCCAACCACUCCUGAAGACAUAAGGGCCCUUGAGAAGACCCUCCGUAAACAGAAGCGCAUAGCCUGGUGCUUCGUAGUAUCAGCGCUGAUCCUGCUGGUGGUCACUGCGGCCACUGUCCUCGCCCUAGAGAUACCAGCACUCAAGAACAAGGAACCUGUCGACCCUCUCCCACAUGUCAGUAGAGUUAUUAUGGAUACCGUGUCUGAGAUGGUCAUGGAAACAACUGUGGGGACGAAAUCUUCCGCCGCCUCUUCCUCUUCCUCUUCCACGCCAGCCAGCACGGGGCCUUCCGUCUCCUCCUCCACCCCAGCCACGACUAUAAAUUAA
Molecule: messenger RNA, 1082 nt
Organism: Homarus americanus (American lobster)
Lineage: Eukaryota; Metazoa; Arthropoda; Malacostraca; Decapoda; Nephropidae
Exons: 6
Coding region: 411-1082 (223 amino acids)
Source: RefSeq, a predicted model, not a curated record